Vitis vinifera (wine grape) is the source of this 1167-nucleotide messenger RNA. Its product is annotated as cytosolic sulfotransferase 12. Gene Ontology annotation, molecular function: sulfotransferase activity. The record is from RefSeq and is a predicted model, not a curated record. Gene Ontology annotation, cellular component: cytoplasm. The coding region runs from base 114 to 1115 and encodes 333 amino acids. NCBI's taxonomy places the organism in Eukaryota, Viridiplantae, Streptophyta, Magnoliopsida, Vitales, Vitaceae. Gene Ontology annotation, biological process: sulfation. The transcript has a single exon.
AAAACAAAACAAAACAAAAUGAAAAAGGGACUUACUGAGUAGCAAAGGGACUUACUGACGAAUAUACUAUUCGUCACCCACAUAAACAAGGUGAUUCUCCAUUGCAGACUACCAUGUCAAGCUCUCAACUCCCUCUUCCUCUUCCUGAGUAUUUGCAAGAAGAUGAAGUAACUCAGGAACACAGGGACUUACUGUCCUCCCUCCCCAGAGAGAAGGGUUGGGUUACAUCUCAUCUCUUUCAAUACCAAGGCUUUUGGCAUACAUCCAGGCAUUUGAAAGGGGUAGUGGCAUGCCAACAACACUUCCAAGCUCACGAUACUGACAUCCUCCUUGUCACCACUCCCAAAUCAGGCACCACGUGGUUGAAGGCAAUGGCGUUUGCCUUAUUGAAAAGGGUUAGAUUUCCUGAUACCCGACACCACCCAUUGCUCACAAACAACCCUCAUGAGCUCGUGCCCUUCUUAGAGAUUAAGCUCUAUGCUGAAAGCAAGGUUCCUGAUCUCACCUCAUUUACUGCUCCAAGGCUCUUUUCAACUCAUUUACCAUUCACAUCUCUGCCAGAAUCUGUGAAUACCUCAGGUUGCAAGCUUGUGUAUCUAUGUAGGAACCCCAGGGACACCUUCGUGUCAUUCUGGCAGUUCACUAAUAAGUUGAGACUCGAGAAUAUGGGGACUAAUCCGCUCGAGGAGGUUUUUGAUAAGUUCUGUUGGGGAGUGAGUUUGUCUGGACCCUUUUGGGACCAUGUGUUGGGUUAUUGGAAGGAAAGUUUGGAAAAGCCUGAGAAGAUACUUUUCUUGAAGUAUGAGGAGAUGAAAGCACAACCCCAUGUUCAGUUAAGGAGACUGGCUGAGUUCUUGGGGUGCCCAUUUUGCCCAGAGGAAGAGACCAGAUGUGUGGUGGAUGAGAUAUUACAGCUGUGCAGUUUUGAGAACUUGAGCAAUUUGGAGGUGAAUAAGAAUGGGAAACUGUCAUCAGGGGAGGAACACAGCGCAUUCUUUAGACGAGGUGAAGUUGGAGAUUGGGUGAACUAUUUGACAGCUGAGAUGCUUGAUAGAUUAGAUCAUAUAACUGAAGAGAAGCUCCAUGGUUCUGGUUUAAAAUUUGAGGUAUCUUAAGUUGUAUUAUUUUGCUCCUCUUUUGCAAGAAUGUGUAUUUUGACAUUGUUUU